Messenger RNA from Epinephelus fuscoguttatus (brown-marbled grouper), 4203 nucleotides. RefSeq names its product jade family PHD finger 3 (gene jade3). Gene Ontology annotation, cellular component: histone acetyltransferase complex. Bases 186 to 2558 code for a protein of 790 amino acids. Gene Ontology annotation, biological process: regulation of transcription by RNA polymerase II. NCBI's taxonomy places the organism in Eukaryota, Metazoa, Chordata, Actinopteri, Perciformes, Serranidae. The record is from RefSeq and is a predicted model, not a curated record. The transcript has 11 exons.
UGGUGGUGGACAGAUUGCUACCCUGGAGAUUCCCACUGUGGUGGGAUACAAAAAUUCCCAAAUUUAAUCCAUAGCCGGAACCAGAGCCCGUGUGUGUUUAUAGGUGUGUGUAGUGAGUUUGGUCCGGACCGAUAUGUGGUUGAAAUAAAGCGGACAGCAGCGCGUGGACUGGAGGAUGUUACAGGAUGAAACGUCUCAGGUCCUCAAGCAGCAGCGACAGUUCUGACAAUGAGAGUCCCUCUACCUCUUUCUGCUCCUCCAACAAGUAUGGCAGCAAACCUGGAACCCCCGCCUCCAACCCGAAGAAACCGGCUGAAGUGUUCAGAAAAGACCUGAUCAGUGCCAUGAAGCUGCCCGACUCCCACCAUGUGUCCCCAGAGGACUACUACCUGCUGGCAGACACCUGGAAGCAGGAGUGGGAGAAAGGAGUCCAGGUGCCCGCGAGUCCAGACACCAUCCCGGAGCCGUCAGUCAGAGUUCUUGUUGAGAAACCCAAGGAGGUGCUUUACACCCACCAGAGGAGGUACAUCCAGUGCUCGAGCCAGGAGUCAACAGAACCAGGUUAUGUCAACAUCAAAGAGCUGGCAGAAGCUAUGUGUCGCUAUGAUCUGGACGACAUGGACCUUUACUGGCUACACACGCUCAACAGAGAGCUCGACCACAUGGGGGAGGAUUCCAUAGACGAGCUGACAAUGGAGCGCGCCAUGGAGGCCCUGGAGAGCCAGUGCCACGACAACAUGAACCACGCCAUUGAGACGGUGGAAGGCCUGGGGAUUGAAUACGACGAGGACGUGAUCUGCGAUGUGUGCCGCUCUCCCGACAGUGAAGAGGGCAACGACAUGGUGUUCUGUGACAAGUGCAACAUCUGUGUGCACCAGGCCUGUUACGGCAUCGUCAAAGUGCCUGUUGGGAACUGGCUGUGCAGGACGUGUGUCCUCGGCAUCGACCCACAGUGCCUUCUGUGUCCUCAGAAGGGCGGUGCCAUGAAAGCGACACGAGCAGGCACCAAGUGGGCUCAUGUGAGCUGUGCCCUGUGGAUACCAGAGGUGAGCAUUGCAUGUCCUGAGAGGAUGGAGCCCAUCACCAAAGUGUCCCACAUCCCGCCCAGCCGCUGGUCUCUCAUCUGCAGUCUGUGUAAACUGAAGACAGGCGCAUGUAUCCAGUGCUCGGUAAAGAACUGCACCACUCCUUUCCAUGUGACGUGUGCCUUUGAGCAUAGCCUGGAGAUGAAGACCAUCCUGGACGACGGGGAUGAAGUCAAGUUCAAGUCUUACUGCCUCAAGCACAGCAAGUCUAAAGCCGGGGAGGCUGGCCUGAGUCCAGCUCGGUCUAAACCCCCCGCAGAGGCGGAGAAGGUGGGCCAGCGGGCACAGAGACUGCAGGAGCUGGAGGAGGAGUUCUACACUCUGAUCCAGCAGGAGGAGCUGGCCCAGGCCCUCGGGCUCUCUGUGCACCUGGUGGACUUCAUCUAUCAGUACUGGAAGCUGAAGAGGAAAGCUAACUUCAACAAAGCUCUACUGCCCCCUAAAGAGGAGGAGGAGAACCUGAUGCUGCAGCCUCAGGAGGACAGCAUCCACACACGCAUGCGGAUGUUCAUGCACCUGCGACAAGAUUUGGAGAGGGUGAGGAAUUUAUGCUACAUGGUGAGUCGACGGGAGAAGCUGAAGGUGUUGCAGAGCAAAGCCCAGGAGCAGAUGUUCAACUUGCAUGUGAAGCUCAUGAACCAGGAGCUCUCUGCUGGCCUUCCUUCCUCAUCUCCAGCAGAGAGUUUGCUGUUUCGUCCUCCUCCAAGGAUAACUCUGAAGCUGAAAAUGCCCAAAUCCUCAACUCUUGGAAAUGGAAAUUCCAAAUCUGGGAACGGGCCACUCUGCCCGGACAAUAGUGGCAAUGUUGCUGAACACUCAGGUGAAGGGCAGGGUCAGGGAAAGCCUCAGCUGCACGGAUGUGUUCGGGGAGAGGAACGCUCAAACGGACGGCUGUCUUCCUCCAGCCACUCACGCAGCUCAGCGCUGCCUGUUAAACCAACAGGCAAACCCUUAGCCCUGCAGGCUGCGCUGCACGGCCACUCAUCCAACGGUAAUGGCAAACUGAACCAAGACCGGGCCUGCGUGGGUAAAUCUAACGGCCUCUUAGAGAAAUUUGUGACUCAGAAGGACAGUUCUUGCCAGACACCCAGUGACCAGGACAAUUCAAAUCAGGCUUUGGACAAGAGCAGCUUUCGCAAGUCUGCCAUGGAGCACUUUGGCAGAUCCUUCAAAGAGGCGACCAUUAACUUGGUACGGACCACAGAGGACCUGCGGGCCUCUGAAAAAAUGUCCCGAAAGGGCUCAGCCAAGGAGAGACUAUGGGCCAAACCGGUGUCUGAACACAAAGUGAAAAGCGCCAGAUCGCACCAGGACAGUGACGGAUACUGUCCUGACCUGGAGCUCAGUGACUCAGAGCCAGAGGCCAAAGGGAGACACAGACGACAGGUCGGACUGCCUCAGCCAGACACUCCAAGGAGAGGAGUCAGUCGUGGGAAACAGUCGCUGGGCUCCAGACACGCCGUGCAAAGGUGACAGCUGUUUGUUCACUCCACUCACUGCCACUGCUCUCUCCUGACCUUGUGGCAGUCUUCCCAAGUGCCAGGCCGUCUCUGUGAACACGUCUCCAUCAGGGACUAGACCAAGAUCCAGCACUAAUGGUGCUCUAUACAUAGUAGAUGCAGAUGCAUGAAGGGUGUUGUUGUUAAGAACGUCCCCAGUGGGAUGUAAAAAGAAACGUAGCCCUGUGUUAGUGGUGGUUUGAAAGGAACAAAUCUUCAUGCUUGCCUUUCAUUGUGGCUAGAAUUACAUUUUGUACUCAGCACAUCUUUGUAUCGCCUAUUCCCCUACACACAGGGUCGAUCUGCCUUUGACUGAAACUGCUGUACAGAAAUUGUUCAGAUUGGGAUGUAAAUAAUGUUCACACACGUUCCACUUUAUUGAUACCUUAAAGAUCCAGUGUGUAGGAUUUUGGGGGAUUUAUUGGCAGGAAUGGAGUAUAAUUAUGUUUUCUUUAGUGUACAAUCACCUAAAAAUAAGAGUAGUGUUUUAGUUACCUCAGAAUGAGCCUUUUAUAUCUAAAUAGGAAAUGGGUCCAUGUUUUACCACCAUUUUUGCGUCAGCCACUGUAGGAGGAGACCUCUUUGGAUAAUUCAUGUCCCAGUAAAAACCUCCCGAACAUGUGGAUCUUAAGUUAUCAGAUAAAAAAGGUGAGCACAAAUUAGCAGGUGCUAGGUUAAACCAGUUUAAAUCAGCAGCUCCAUUUGUUUUGGAGAGGACCAGACCUCUGCAGAUAAUUAGACUCCCGGUAAAAACUUCCUGAACAAUGAACACUGAAGGAAAUGUAUCCAAGGAGAAGUUUCAGCUGGUUACAGUCUGCAAUCCCCACUGCUAUAUGCUAUUAAAUCCUCCUAAAUCUGACAUACUGCUCCUCUAAAACUGAAAUCAAACUUGUAGCAGAAAGUAAAACUGACACUCCAGAUGGGAACGUUGUAGUAAAGUCUGGCAUUCACUGCACCUGUUUCUUGCACAUUUGUCUGUUACAGUUAACCCCACAGGUGAUAUACUGACUGUGUCCAGCAGUGGGGUCAUUUUUAUGAACAGAAAUGCCUUUUGUGCAAAAGAAUGCAGUUUCACACUAUUAGUACCUUUUUGGUUUUGCAGGUUACAGUAUGUUAUGUCCUGGUUAGAGAAAAGGAUCAUAAAAGCAUUCAAGUUCUUGUCUUAAAAUAGAAAGAUGUGUGUAACAAAGUAUAAUUACAUUCCCUGAUGCAUAAAAGCAAAGACACAGUACAGAUAUGUAAUCGAUGGCAGUCAGAUUGUCUUCUUCACUGGCCUCAGAACAUCACAUGAUCAGCCUUCAUCAUCACAGACUAGUUAACUCAAGUUUACUUUUGGAGCUCGGCAUAUUUUUCUGUUACUUGUGUCACCUUUUUUUGAUAUUAAAGAACCUGGAAUAACUGGUUUAUUAGUGCUGGACAUUGUUAGGACUUUUGAUACAAAUGCCAAUUCAGUACUUUUGGUGACAUGUUACUUUGUACUGACUCAUUUUUACCACAAAAGCUUUAUUUUUUUCUUUUUAAAGGCAUCAAUGUUUAAUGGUGUCUUAAUACAAACAUCAGAAAAUUAACAAAAUUGGGAUUUUAAAUGAGGGUAUCUGAUCAACAAAUAAAUAAUCUGA